AUAAACCAAUCUGCCGCCCGGACCAGAAGAAAAUCUACGGCGUGGCCCGAAACGAGGCGGCCGAGAUCCUGUGCCAGGUCGAUGCUUAUCCGCCGCCGGAAUCGUUCAAGUGGUCCUUCAACAACACCGCCGAAACGAUCGAUAUGCCGCAGAGUGGAUACCGCGUUCAUGCCGAGCAAGCGUCGUCACUGACCUACACCCCAGUAAAGGAGCUCGAUUAUGGGACGAUCAUGUGCUGGGCGGACAACGUGGUCGGCCAGCAAAAGGAACCGUGCGUGUUUCAUCUGAUUGCGGCCGGGAAGCCCGAGAUGCCGUACAACUGUUCGCUCGUCAACCAAACGUCCGAGUCGCUGGAGGUCGACUGUGCCGAAGGAUUUGAUGGCGGCCAGCGGCAAUGGUUUGUGAUGGAAAUCUACGACCAGCAGACGCACGCCCUGCUCGCUAACGUGUCCUCUAAGCUGCCAAUCUUCACCGUCAACGGGCUGGAUGCUGGGCUACUGCUGAAGAUCGUCAUCUACGCAACGAACAUGCGCGGCCGAAGCGAACCGAUUCUGCUGCAGGCGUACACACUGAAAGCAGCGGAAAAGCAGACAGGUACCCAUGCCGAGUUCGAGCUGACGCCGAUCGUAUCGAUCGGGAUAUUUAUUGGCAUUUUAACGGUGCUUAUCUGCAUUAUAAUCGCGGUCGCGGCCGCCUUCAAGCUGCGAGCGUCCCAGGCCAAACAGCACACCACCACCGGCGGCAAACGGCCCGGUAAUCUGCCAAUUAAGGAGAAAAUCUCAUUACCGCUCAGCCAGUCGGAAGACAUGUACGACGAGAAGAACCCGGACGUUGUCCCAUCGAACGAGGAUCCCGAUUACAAAUUAAUAUCAGCAAAUCAGACUCCCACAGCGCUGCAUAAUUCAUUAUGCAACAGCAAACAUGACAUUAUCGGCAGGACGAUACUAGACGAUAGCCGGAAAACGUACCUAACCGGGUCAGCUAAUGAAGUGCAUUACGCGGAGCUGGCCCUGGCAAUACCGCACGACGACACUAGUGGCAAAACCCAUCUCAACAACCAUCUGAACAAGCUGCCACCACCGCCGGCCUACAACUACUUCGACGAGCCGACGAUCUACGCCCAGAUAGAUCACGGUGGCAGCUUCAAGACGGUGGGGCCACCACCGCAUCCCCCCUCGACGAUACCCACGGCCGUCGGUGCUGCCGCGACCGGUAACUCCUUCCCGCUAAUAUCGCCGGUGUCGCAGCAACACCACCACCAUCCACUAACGCUGCAGCUGCAGCAGGACGCAACGCAACCGGCGUCCUCCCAUCAGCACCAUGCGCCUCACACGCCCCACACACCGACGACUGCCUCGCUGCUGCAGCUAUCGCAGCCGCUCACGCAGCAUCAAGGUGCCGUCCUGGCGCACUCGCCACUGCAGCUGCCCCACACCCUGCCUCAGUCACCCUCGAUACCGACGGCCAACGGUGGCAGCGGUAGCAAGCAAUACCUAAGGGAGAUCGUAACCGUGCGGACACCGCUCGCCUUUUCCCAGCAGGAAAGCUGCGUCUAAUGCGCCGCCGGGAAGUGGUAGCACAAAAUUGGAGGGGGAGAUAGGAAAAUGAUAGAGAGAGAGAGAGAGCGAGAGAGAAGACAGGGAAGAAGAAAAAGGCAAUUAACAGAAUGACUAAUGGAAGUGGAAUCCUACCAAGGAUAUUCGCACAACUGCUCAAAUUACACUCUAAACACUUGUCCAAACGAAGCAAAAUUUUAUUAAAAACCUCAGUUUAUGGUUAUAAUUUAGGAGUUUAAAUUAGCUAAGCCCAAACAAUCAAUCAAGCAAAAAUCAGGUUGCGAGGCACGAUAAUCCUCAACGGGAAAGUUGUGUGAUGCGGAUUGCAUUCAUUUAGGCUUUCACUAG
Anopheles stephensi (Asian malaria mosquito) is the source of this 1904-nucleotide messenger RNA. RefSeq lists its product as uncharacterized. The record is from RefSeq and is a predicted model, not a curated record. The annotation marks the transcript as partial. Gene Ontology annotation, molecular function: protein binding. NCBI's taxonomy places the organism in Eukaryota, Metazoa, Arthropoda, Insecta, Diptera, Culicidae. The transcript has 6 exons.